Dovyalis caffra is the source of this 1116-nucleotide messenger RNA. The record is from the annotation of a GenBank genome assembly. NCBI's taxonomy places the organism in Eukaryota, Viridiplantae, Streptophyta, Magnoliopsida, Malpighiales, Salicaceae.
AUGUCAAGUUUGAAAGCACCACAACCAAUUUCUUCUGAACUUGAUAAGUCUGGUACUUCACCAGAUGAAGUUGCAACUGAAACUGUGGAUGGAACUGAUGUAUUUGGCACUGGCUUGAAGAAUGAUAUUGGCGAAUACAAUUGCUUUCUGAAUGUUAUCAUACAGUCCUUGUGGCAUUUAAGACGGUUUCGAGAUGAGUUCUUGAGUAGAUCAGGAUCAGAGCAUGUUCAUGUGGGAGAUCCAUGUGUUGUUUGUGCCUUGUAUGAUAUUCUUACUGCUAUGAGUGUUGCAUCCAUUGAUACACGAAGAGAAGCAGUUGCGCCUACAUCACUCAGGAUAGCUUUGAGCAACUUGUAUCCUAAUAGUAAUUUCUUCCAGGAGGGUCAGAUGAAUGAUGCAUCUGAAGUACUGGCUGUAAUAUUUGAAUGCCUUCAUCGAGCAUUUACCUCUGGUUUGAAUGGUUCUAAUUCUGAAUCAAUGGAACACAGUGGCAUGGAGUCUUGGGAAUGUACAAAAAAGAAUGCUUGUAUAGUGCACUCUCUAUUUGGAAUGGACAUCUCGGAACAAAUGAAUUGCCAGAGUUGUGGUGUGGAGUCUAGACAUCUGAAGUACAGUGCUUUCUUUCAUAAUAUAAAUGCCAGUGCCCUCCGAACAAUGAAGGUCAUGUGUGCUGAAAGCUCUUUUGAUGAGCUUUUAAAUCUUGUCGAGAUGAAUCACCAGUUAGUUUGUGAUCCUGAGGUUGGUGGUUGUGGGAAGCCCAAUUACACCCAUCACAUUCUGUCAACUGCACCACAUGUUUUUACAACAGUUCUGGGCUGGCAGAAAACCUGUGAAAGCGUUGAUGAUAUAAAAGGAACAUUAGCAGCUCUAAGUACUGAGAUAGAUAUCAGUGUUUUUUAUCGCGGUCUGGAUCCAAAGAACAUACGUGGCUUGGUUUCUGUGGUGUGCUAUUAUGGGCAACAUUAUCAUUGCUUCGCCUAUAGUCAUAAUCACGGUCAGUGGAUUAUGUAUGAUGACAAGACUGUCAAGGUAAUUGGUAGCUGGACUGAUGUUCUUACCAUGUGUGAGAAAGGACACUUGCAACCUCAGGUUCUAUUCUUUGAAGCUGGAAACUAG